This is a messenger RNA of Drosophila innubila, 588 nucleotides long. Its product is annotated as V-type proton ATPase 16 kDa proteolipid subunit-like. Gene Ontology annotation, cellular component: proton-transporting V-type ATPase, V0 domain. Gene Ontology annotation, biological process: proton transmembrane transport. The transcript has a single exon. Lineage: Eukaryota; Metazoa; Arthropoda; Insecta; Diptera; Drosophilidae. Bases 19 to 507 code for a protein of 162 amino acids. Gene Ontology annotation, molecular function: proton-transporting ATPase activity, rotational mechanism. The record is from RefSeq and is a predicted model, not a curated record.
GAAAAACUGGACGUAAGGAUGAGCAGCAAUGAGCAGCAAGCUGACGGCGAGGAUGAGAAGCCGCCAUAUGCAUUUUUCUUUGGUGGAAUGGGAGCUGCAUCGGCCAUAAUAUUCUCCUCGUUGGGUGCAUCAUUUGGCACCGCCAAAUCGGGAACGGGAAUUGCUGCCAUGGCUGUAAUGCGACCUGAGCUGAUUAUGAAGUCCAUCAUUCCCGUUGUCAUGGCCGGAAUUAUAGCCAUCUACGGUCUGGUUGUCUCCGUGCUAAUUGCUGGCUCGUUGGGCACUAGUUAUACCAUACGCAAAGGCUACAUUCAUCUGGCGGCGGGAUUAUCGGUGGGAUUUUCCGGACUGGCUGCCGGGUUUGCCAUUGGCAUCGUUGGAGAUGCCGGAGUACGUGGAACUGCUCAACAACCGCGUCUAUUUGUGGGCAUGAUUCUUAUACUGAUCUUUGCCGAGGUAUUGGGUCUAUAUGGUCUGAUUGUGGCUAUUUAUUUGUAUACCAAGUAAUCAUGUUGAUGGAGUUCCUGUUGCCGUUUUUGUUUCAUUAAAAAGUCAUGACACAUGUGUACAGCUAUUGAACAGUCAUUG